AUGUAUUUCUUCCCACCUACCAUGUAUCCUGAUGGAUCAUUCAGCUCUCAUCUAGCCGUUCAUCCUCCACCUCAUCCAUGUUCUGGAGGACUCCCUUUUUCCGGACAAGCAUCCAUUCAUCCCGAUAAUCCUUCCCAAUCAUAUCAUCCUGUAUAUAGUCCACCUCGAGCCGAAUCUUCACUCGAAUCUCGUCCAGUCUCAGCACCGAUAUCAGCAUCAGCACCAGCACCAGGGCCGCCGCCAGCACCAGCACCAGCACCAGCAUCCGACGUGAUUCCGAUAUCUCAUUCUCAUCAACAAGGACUCCCACUCCUCAUACCAAACGCACGUGAAGGAAGCGAGAGGGAAGGACAGGGAGAAAUACCAUAUUCAUAUAUAGCUUCGCAUUCGCCCCCGAGAUACCUCUCAUCCUCUCCCCCUAUAUACAAAGCAUUACCUUCUCCAAGUGAGGGGACUCUGCUCUUAGCACCUCCACCUAAUUUCUACGCUUCAACAUGUCCGUUGACUCAUGCUCAUGCUCAUUCUCAUUCUCAUUCUCAUUCUCAUUCUUUGAGUGAACUACCCACACAUUCCUGUCCGCAUUGUUUCACUCUUCACCAUCAUCAAUCGGACACGCGCUUGAACGAAUUAGUAGGUAAUGGUAACGAUUGGGUAAUCACUCUUUUGAUUCUAUUGAAUUUCCUCGUAUGGGGAGCCGUAGGAUAUGGAUAUUGGUGUGAAUACACUCAAGGAACAAGGUGGGAUGGAUUGGGUGAUAUAGGUAGAAUCGGCUGGUGGAGAUUCUGUGAUAGCGAAGAAUGUCAUUGGGCUUUUGUAGAUUAUUAG
This is a messenger RNA of Kwoniella shivajii, 825 nucleotides long. RefSeq lists its product as uncharacterized. Lineage: Eukaryota; Fungi; Basidiomycota; Tremellomycetes; Tremellales; Cryptococcaceae. The record is from RefSeq and is a predicted model, not a curated record. Bases 1 to 825 code for a protein of 274 amino acids. The transcript has a single exon.